This is a messenger RNA of Panicum hallii, 1539 nucleotides long. RefSeq names its product heterogeneous nuclear ribonucleoprotein 1-like. The coding region runs from base 95 to 1225 and encodes 376 amino acids. NCBI's taxonomy places the organism in Eukaryota, Viridiplantae, Streptophyta, Magnoliopsida, Poales, Poaceae. Gene Ontology annotation, molecular function: RNA binding. The transcript is spliced from 3 exons. The record is from RefSeq and is a predicted model, not a curated record.
CACGUCCGCGGCCGCCCCCGCACGCCGCCAGCCAGCCACCCUGUCUCACGCGCCCCUCCCCUCCGCGCUCCAAAACCCUAGCUCUUCGUCGGCGAUGGCGGCGGCGGCGGGCGAGGAGGAGGCCGGCGAGAGCCGCAAGCUCUUCGUGGGCGGCAUCCCGUCCGCGGCGCAGGAGGCCGAGCUGCGGGCGCACUUCGCCCGCUUCGGGGAGGUGCGCUCCGCCAUCGUGAUGCGCGACAGGGAGACGGGCCACGGCCGAGGGUUCGGCUUCGUCGAGUUCGAGGACGAGGCCGCCGCCGCCGCCGCGCUCGGCGACGGGGACAAGCCCAGGCACUUCAUCUGCGGCAGAAUGGUGGAUGUUAAGAGGGCCAGGACAAGAGCUCCACGGAACCAGGGCGAGCAGAACUCUCAGCCUCAGCAGCCUGAAAAUGGCCGGGGUCAGGGGCACCAGGACAAUCAGCAGCCGCCCGCUGGGAACGGUACUGUGGAUGGCGGCAACAAUGUGAGCUAUGAUUCGAAGAAGGUCUUCAUUGGCGGCUUGCGGGAUAAUAUCACUGAGGAGGAGUUCAAGGCUUACUUUGAGACUUUUGGCACUGUAACAGAUGUUGUGGUGAUUUAUGACAGCUUGACAAGCCGCUCGAGGGGGUUUGGUUUCGUCACCUUUGAUUCCGAGGAAGCGGUGGGAAAGGUGAUGCGACAAAGCUUUCAUAACCUGAACGGAACCAAGGUUGAGGCCAAGAUUGCUAUCCCCAAGGAUGAGCAGUAUUAUCGUAAUGGUCGGGGCCGUGGUGGUGCACGACCCUUUGGCGGGAGGGGCCCUGCUGGCUAUGAAGGUUCUGCAUACCAACCAUACAAUGCUAGAUUUGGUCUUUACAAUGGCUACAUGCCACAACCUGUUCCUGCGCAGCCCUACUUUCCUGCACCUUAUUUUGCUGUGGGGGGCUAUCCGUAUGGGGGUGGAUACCCAAGCCAAGGUGUGAUGACAAGUGUUCCUGGCAUGAUGUCAAGGCGGGUUCCUCCGGCCUAUGGAACAUAUCCUCAAAUGUAUCCAGGAUUUAACUUUGUAUACAGAGCUGGUUAUGGAGGUGCAGCUACUUCUUUUCAGCAAGGAAUUAACGGUGGAAGUGAUAACAAGAAGGAUCAAAUCAAUGUAGAUAUUCAGCAAGUUGACGGCACUGCUAGCGUUGCAACAAUGUUGGAACAUAUGAAGCUAGGUUCACAAUGACUUUCUGUCAGGACUAUUACUUCUACAUUGAUGACACUGGAGUACAACAAUUGUUUGGGAACCCGCAACUGUGAAGACUUGAGCUGAGAUUCUUUGGUAGACAAGUAUAUCAUUGGAAUUCUUCAACUUACCCUCCAUUCCUUUUCUUUUCUACUGCCUGUAAACUGAAAGCACGCAAGCUGCUGGCUGUUGACCUCACCCCCCCCCCCCCCCCCAACCCUCUUCUUGUACCAAUGUUUAAAUUCUUUCAUCAUUUAAUGUAUCCGAAUCAGACUAUUCAACCCUAAUCGCCUGUGCAAUCCUGUUUGUUUCCA